AGCUGCCCGGUGUCUAACGCCGCCGGGAUGGAGAGCAAACGGGAGCCGCUCAGACGGUACAUCUGCUCGUUCGCGGGCUGCCCGGCGGCCUACAACAGGCAGUGGAAGCUCGACGCGCACCUGUGCAAACACACCGGCGUGAAGCCGCACGCGUGCGCGCGCUGCGCCAAGUCCUUCUGCACCUCGUACCACCUGGCGCGCCACGCGCUCAGCCACAGCGGCGAGAAGCCCUUCCGGUGCCCCGAGGACGGCUGCGGGGAGGCCUUCACCACCGCCGCCAACCGCGCCCGGCACGUGGGCCGCGUGCACGCGCCCGGCCGGAAGAGGACGUACGCGUGCAGGUUCGAGGGCUGCGCGCUCGAGUUCCGGAAGAACAAGCAGCUGAAGGCCCACGUGUGCGAGCGCCACGGCCCGCCGGCCGGCCACCCGUGCACGCACGAGGGCUGCGCCAUGCGCUUCGCCGUGCCCAGCAAGCUGAGGCGGCACGAGAAGGUGCACCGGGGGUACCCGUGCGCGGACGAGGGCUGCGGCUUCACCGGGAAGACGUGGACCGAGUACCUGCGGCACCGGAAGGAGCGGCACCGGCCCGUCCUGCGGUGCGACCAGUGCGACAAGUCCUUCCGGGACUCGUGGUUCCUGCAGCAGCACCGCCGCGUCCACUCGGAGACGCGCGUGGUCCUCCGGUGCCCGAGGGCCGGCUGCGAGCGCUCCUUCACCACCGCCUUCAACCUGCAGAGCCACGUCGGCUCCUUCCACGAGGAGCGCCGGCCCUUCGCCUGCGCGCACGCCGGCUGCGGGAAGACGUUCGCCAUGAAGCAGAGCCUCCGGCGCCACAGCGUCGCCCACGACCCGGACAAGAAGAAGCUGGCCAAGGCCCGGCCCAAGAGGUCGCUGGCCUCCAGGCUGAGCGGCUACGGCGGCACGGCGGCGGGGAAGCCGGCCGAGGAGUCCGGCCCGCCCGGCCCCGUCGAGCUGGUGUCCCUCCUGCAGGACACGUCUCUGCUGUGCGGCCCCGCCGUGGACACCCACGGGCUCGCCGAGGCCCUGGCUACGCCCCUGGCGGUGUAGAACGGAAGGUGGCGGUGCCGCUACGAGGACACGUGGUGGGAGAGAAGUCCACGCUGAUGCGUCUGCAUCUGAGGGGCCUCGGUUUGACGCUUUAACCAGCUGCUUUAUUUCAUUUCUUUAUUCUGAUGAGUCCUGAAUUAAGACAAAUCCUGUCCCUCCGUCCCUCCGGGUGUCAUCGACUUUCUUUGUGUUGUUUGUUUGUUUUUUGUUUAAUAUAUCCGGUAAAAAACUUGUAUGAAUAAAUAAAACCGGUGGCAUAUAGAUAUGAUUUUGUCACAAAUAUAUUUACUCGUAGGGGGGUAACUGUGUUUCUGAGAUACAUGGACACAAAACUGAAAAUAUUGUGCGAACCACACCAGAGAUGUUUACCUGUAGAACAGUGUCAGCGUUAUAUCUCAUAUCUCUGAAGAAUAUGACUUAUUUUUCAGGAUUAGCAGGAAGUUGGUCAAAGAUUGCUGGACCGAAAAACCAAAUUUUACAACCAUUUAAAGUUGGGACGUCGUUUGGUGGGUAAAGACGUCGACCGCAUCACGUGCAAUGUGAAAAAAAUGCAAUAAAUGGCACCACUGCGCGUGAUCGCAACA
Molecule: messenger RNA, 1652 nt
Organism: Gasterosteus aculeatus aculeatus (three-spined stickleback)
Lineage: Eukaryota; Metazoa; Chordata; Actinopteri; Perciformes; Gasterosteidae
Product: transcription factor IIIA
Cellular component (GO): nucleus
Source: RefSeq, a predicted model, not a curated record